Molecule: messenger RNA, 950 nt
Organism: Amyelois transitella
Lineage: Eukaryota; Metazoa; Arthropoda; Insecta; Lepidoptera; Pyralidae
Exons: 4
Coding region: 138-743 (201 amino acids)
Molecular function (GO): sequence-specific DNA binding
Source: RefSeq, a predicted model, not a curated record
GUCAUUGACGUACUAUAAACAACUAGACUCACAAUCCCGCUAAAAAAGUGUCCGCGGCAAAACUCUACUCAACGCUCAAGUGAGUAAAGUUCUCGGCUAGUCUCGUUUCGUCCGUCCACGAGUGACAACGUCGCACAAUGACGAAGUGCUCUGUUAAAAAGUGUAAAAAUUGUCCAAGAAUUGCUCUCAAAAAGGAUGGCGUUUCCUAUUUCAUUUUUCCGCAGAACGCCAUAAUGAGGAAUGAAUGGAUUUCUAUUAUAGCGAGAGACCGAGGUGAAGAGUUUUUUAAGCCACAAAAAGGAGCCGUCGUAUGUUCUGAACACUUUCUUCCAUCAGACAUCCAUACGACAGUCAAAGGUUUUAGAAGGCUUAAUAAAAAUGCAAAACCUAUUUUAAACUUAAGCAGUAGUGAAGAAAAUACAGGUGCGCUGGAAGAGUGCGGUACUUCUUCUCAAAUAAAUGUGACAUUAAAAGGUCCGGAUGUUCUUAAAAGCCCUACUUCAUCAAUUUUAGAUACACCAAUAACAAGAACCAUGAAAAAGGAACUAAGUGUUUGCAGAAAACUUAUAACUAGAAAAAAUAAGAUGAUUGAUAAUUUACGGAAGAAAAAUAUUAGAUUAAAGAAAAAGUGUAGUAACUUAAAAAAUAUCCUCUCAACCUUAAGUAAAAAUUGUUCAUGCGCGUAUUUCAUUUCGCGUAAUGACGCCGACAAGGUUGUUGCUUUUAUGCCGGCUACACAUUAGUGCCGCGAAUUCACAGCGCGAAUUCUCGCCGUGAAUUCACGGCAAAACUUGUGCCUCUUAUUCGCAGACCUUCACGGCAAUAAUCUGUAGCCGGCAUUAAAAAAGUGGUAGUAUUUAUUAAUAUCGGUUGUUGUUGUUUAAUCACUUUUAAUUAUAGUAAUAUUAUAUUGUCACUAUUGUCAAAUUAAAAAAAGAUUUAUAUAUAUA